AUGUAUGAUAUACAUUAUAGAUAUCCAGCUGUUGAAGUAUUACCUUUUCAUAGUGAAGAUGGUCAGAGUAUUGUGUAUAACGAUCAUGAUAAUUUGUGUGAUAUUGUUACUGAUCCAACUGUGAAAAUGACAAUGUUCACAGAGUGGAUGAAUUGUAACAUAGUCGAUGAAUUUGACAGGACAUUGAGCCAAAAUCUCUUAUUAUAUAUAUUGGCUACCGUCAAGAAGGUCGACACUGGCUUUGGCUGGUACUAUAUGACGUGUCCUACGUGUUCACAUGAGGCUUCUCAUGAGGUUGAAGAAUAUAUCGCACCCGAUGACUAUGAUGAUUUUAAGAAAUACGAUGUUUAUGAGUGCUCAAAUUACAAAUGUUAUGAAACUAUUCAACCUGUUCCUAAGUUUAAGAUCAAAAUCGAAGUCAAGGACAACAACGAUUCUAUUUCACUAAUCUUACAUCAUGAGCAGGCUACUCAGCUUUUUAAUAGGACUGCAGAGGAGUUACUGAAACAGAACAUAUUGGAUGUUGACAUUCCCACCUUUCCAAAGGAAAUCAAGUCUGUCGUUGACAAGUUCUUUGCUUUUAAAAUUCCUGUCACUGAGUUAAAUCUGCAAGAGUUCGACGAAGUUUAUGCAAUUACUGCCAUGUCUGACGACCAAUAUCUUAUCUCUGAAAUUAAGAAGAAGUUCAAUAUUGGACAGGAUAGUGGUGAGUACCGAGCAUACACUGACGGGUAUGAGGAGUUGAGUUUACUUUGCCCUACCAUGGUUACCCCACUCGAGAAAGCUAUCGAGAGGUAUAUUGAUGGCUUGCCUGACUCUGUUCAAGACAUCGUCACUGAUUAUUUGGAUCACGGUGACCAAGUUCUCAUAUGUGAGAUUUGUAGUGCUAAAUUGUGGACAUCUGAAGGUGGUAAAGGUCGUAUCACUUUGGAAAAGCUAACUUAUAGUUUGUGCUACGGUUAUGGUAAAGUGGAGUUCCCUGCUUUAAAAGAUGCACACCCGUCUUAUCAAGAUUUGUUUCGUUCCACCAGUGACAAAAGCAAGUUUUUCCUAAAAAACAUUAGACGAUACAAUUCUAUGUUUUCUUUUACAUCGAUGCGUGGAAAGGUUGAUCACAAAAUCAACAAGGGUAACGCUCCAUUCAUUUAUCGAAUAAGUGGGCAAAAUUACCAUUGCAUGGGUAGUCUAAGACCAAGUAAUGGACAACAGCCUAAGUUCUCCCAGCUAUACAUAUAUGAUACUGAAAAUGAAAUUACAAAUAGGCAGACAUUAUUUAUCGAUCCAACCCAGCCGUCAGCGUCUACUGAUAAAGACGUUGAUGUUCAAAUUAUUGAAUAUUUAAGGGAUUCAUUAGAUUCACAAAAUAUGUUGGUUCAGACAUAUAGGAAGGUUCGAGACAAUUUUCAUGGGCCCUCUGAAGCUAACCUUAAACUAAGACUUAUUUACAAAAGAGAUAAAGAUGGUCGGACCUACAAUUUACCGUCCACUUCUGAAGUUGCUGCGUUGAUAGUCGGUGACGUGAAUGAGUCUAUAGAUCAUCGCGAUAUAGUUGUUGAAACUCAAUCUGGAGUUUUACAGCGUAUUAGUGAGUUGCAUCCUUCCUAUCUUGCACUUCAAUAUCCUAUACUUUUCCCAUAUGGUGUUGAUGGCUAUAGGAUUGAUAUUCCCCACAGAGAUUUUAUGUCCACAAAAAAGAAAAUAAAACCAAAGUGUACAAUGAGGGAAUUCUUUGCAUAUAGAAUCCAAGACAGAACGUAUGGGUUUUCAUUAAUUUUAAAUGGAAGAAGAUUGUUACAACAAUUUUUGGUUGAUGCGUACACUAUGAUUGAAAGUGAACGACUAAACCACAUACGCAGGCAACAAAAGAAUCUUCAUUGUGAAUCGUUUGAAAAUCUCAAGAGGCAUAAAGAGGGUGGUUUAGAUUCAUUAUCACAGACCGAGAAGCCCGUUCUUUUAGCUUCUUCAUUUACCGGAGGUUCUCGGUUCAUGCAGCAAAAUUACCUUGAUGCAAUGGCUUUAUGUAAGUGGUAUGGCUACUUGGAUUUUUUCAUAACUAUAACCUGUAAUCCGAAGUGGCCUGAAGUAAAAAGAUUUCUUAAGGAUUCAACCAUUAAAGCUGAAGAUAGGCCUGAUAUAUUGUGCCGAUUGUUUAGGAUGAAGCUCGAUUCUUUAACAAAAGAUCUAAAGGAUUCUAAAUUUUUACGUGAUAUUAAUGUUGUUGUUUAUACAGUUGAAUUUCAAAAACGUGGUCUGCCCUAUGCUCACAUUUGUUUAUUCAUGAAGGCCAAUCACAAACUUCCUACCGUAGAUCAGAUAAACCCCUUUAUUUCUGCUGAGAUUCCAGAUAAAGAUAAGGAUGAAGAUCCUGAACUUUAUUCUCUUGUGACUGAUUAUAUGAUUCAUGGUCCGUGUGGAAAUGUUAAUUUGAACUGUCCUUGCAUGGUUAACAAGAGGUGUUCAAAAAGCUUUCCCAAGAGUUUUACAUCUCAUACAACAAUUGAUUCAAAUGGCUUUCCGAUAUACAGAAGAAGAGAUACCGGGCAUACUGUUUUAAAAUCCGGUGUCAGAUUAGACAACAAAAGUGUUAUUCCAUAUAACAAAAUCCUUUUAAAAAGAUAUCAAGCACACAUCAAUGUCGAGUGGUGUAACCAAGCUGGUUCAGUCAAGUAUUUGUUCAAGUAUACUAAUAAAGGCCCUGAUAGGGCUACUGCUGUUGUUUAUAGUGAUGGUGAUCAAUGCCAACAAGAGAAGCCAAGAGAUGAGAUCAAGGAAUAUUAUGAUUGUAGGUACAUAUCCACCUGUGAGGCAACUUGGAGAAUAUUUUCAAACGAGGUUCAUUAUAGGUAUCCCGCUGUUAUGAGGCUGCCCUUUCAUUUACCUGGUCAACAUAAUAUUGUUUAUGGUGCAGAUGAUGACAUUGAUAAUGUUCUAAGUAAGCCUUCUGUUGCUUCUUCAAUGUUUAUGCAAUGGAUGGAGUUGAACGAAAACGAUGUGGCUGCUCGAAAGCUGGCAUAUAUUGAGUUACCUUUCUAA
Messenger RNA from Helianthus annuus (common sunflower), 3033 nucleotides. RefSeq lists its product as uncharacterized. Bases 1 to 3033 code for a protein of 1010 amino acids. The record is from RefSeq and is a predicted model, not a curated record. NCBI's taxonomy places the organism in Eukaryota, Viridiplantae, Streptophyta, Magnoliopsida, Asterales, Asteraceae. The transcript has 7 exons.